AUGAGAGUGAUAGAGAAAUUGAACGAGCUGUAUCAACUGCUGCCGACAUGUAUCAUUAAGGAGAUCAAGAUAAACUCCUACUAUCGCUACGUAAAGAGGAUUCCUUACUUUGCUGAGUGGCCCAGCGAGGUGGUCGAAGACUUAGUUAUAUUGUUGAGAGAAGAAGUAUACUUGGAGGAAGACAUAGUAGCUCCAAAGUGGUCGCAGGGCGAAGGGCUGAUGAUAUUGCACGUAGGGAUGCUAGCCGUGUACAAUGCGGAGCAGAAGGAAGUCGGCCACCUUAUUGAUGGCGAUUACUUCGGAGAGUUGUCUUUGGUCACGGACAGAGAAGUCCGCACCUCAGAAGUGGUUGCGAUAACUCCUUGCAAGACCAACCCGAAGAUUGUCAGAAUAUCGAGGAUCGACAGGUAUUCGUCGGCCUUCAACACAGAUGAACUGGAUCAAUGA
Pectinophora gossypiella (pink bollworm) is the source of this 447-nucleotide messenger RNA. Its product is annotated as cyclic nucleotide-gated channel rod photoreceptor subunit alpha-like. Bases 1 to 447 code for a protein of 148 amino acids. The transcript is spliced from 3 exons. The record is from RefSeq and is a predicted model, not a curated record. NCBI's taxonomy places the organism in Eukaryota, Metazoa, Arthropoda, Insecta, Lepidoptera, Gelechiidae.